Messenger RNA from Drosophila bipectinata, 564 nucleotides. RefSeq lists its product as uncharacterized. The record is from RefSeq and is a predicted model, not a curated record. NCBI's taxonomy places the organism in Eukaryota, Metazoa, Arthropoda, Insecta, Diptera, Drosophilidae.
AUGAUGAUAGGCUCGUUGCCCACUCUGGCCGUAGGACUGUGUCUGCUUCUCCAUUCGAGCCACAGCUGCAAGCUCUCUUGGUUCUUCGAGCCCAUCUCCAUGCUGGGUUACUCCAGUGACGAAAGCAGACUCAACAUCACCGGCUGGAUCGAUCGAGUCAAGCGCGGCGAGUUCGCCUUUUCGGCCAUUAUAGACUUCAAGUACGAGAUGGAUAACACCACCAUGAUUGAGGGCAUCGCCCACAGAAGUGCCUCUGGCGACGAAAGCGACUACAAGAAGCUGCCCCUCAACAUCCCCAAGCAGCCCUACACCGACUUCAUGAACACCCACUACAAGGAGCUGGUGGUCCCGAACCUGGGCUACUGCUCCAACAUCGUCCAGUUCGAGGACAAGUUCCAGCCCCCCUGGCCCCAGAGGGUCUACACCUUCAACAAGUGCGUCUCCAGGUGCGUUGGCUUCCCGGAACUGUUUCCCGAGGGCUUCUACAGGCUCGUCAUGAACUUUUCGAGUCCCGUGGACUGGGGCUUCAAAGUCGUGAUUAAGAUUAUCAAUAAACUGUACUAG